This is a messenger RNA of Bradysia coprophila, 452 nucleotides long. RefSeq names its product cytochrome c oxidase assembly factor 6 homolog. Gene Ontology annotation, cellular component: mitochondrion. Gene Ontology annotation, biological process: mitochondrial ATP synthesis coupled electron transport; respiratory chain complex IV assembly. NCBI's taxonomy places the organism in Eukaryota, Metazoa, Arthropoda, Insecta, Diptera, Sciaridae. The record is from RefSeq and is a predicted model, not a curated record.
UCAUGUGCAAUUUUGACAUAUUCAAAGGUUAUAAGUCACUGGCAGGAAAAUAAUUUUAUUCUUUCGUAGAAUCGGCGAGCAGCAAUUUAUGAGUUGAAGAUAAUGUCAUUUCCCGAUAAAGAACAACGAAAACACUGUUGGGACGCCCGUGACCAGUACUGGCAAUGCCUGGACAAAAAUGCACCGGAACAUCAGUCAACGAGUGGAUCGGAUGAGCCGAAAGUUUGUUUACAAUUUCGAAAUUUAUUUCUGAAAGAAUGUCCAGGACAGUGGGUUAAACAUUUCGAUCGGAAGCGAACGUACGAACAAUUCAAAGAGAAAAUGGCAAAAGGUUACGAUCCCGCCGAAGACACCAAAUGAGAGCCGAGGCACAGACCCAGUCCGGUUUCGAUAUACACACAAAAUAGCGAUAGAUGUGCACUAGGAAUUUUAUUAAUAAAUUGUUAACUUAA